AUGGAAGAUUUAAACAUGAACAACCCUUCACAGGACAACAGCAACAUCACCACCGCCUACGGUUAUAAUGGAGAACCUGGAUUAAGCAUUAAAGUGGUGACAUACAUAAUCAUUGGUAUCGGCCUUCCUUUGACCCUGGUGGCCAUCUGUGCUCUUUAUUCUCUGGUGCGAAAGGAUCACGUUGCUCCGAUCUACAUCAUCAACCUUCUCUUUUCUGACCUCGUUCAGCUCUGCUGCAUAAUCGUUGAGGUUGAACGACCCAAGAACUUUACGAUAUACAUUGUCUUCUUUCACACAUACAUCUAUUGUCUGUUUGCCAGCAUUGGCUUCAUGGUGUGCAUCGCCCUGGAAAGGUAUUUGGUCGUCGCCUGCCCACUGUGGUACCACUUCAAACGAACCAUCAAGAUCUCUGUGCUGGUCUGUGUCGUGGUCUGGGUCUACCCUGUUAUUUGUCUCCUCAUUCUCUUGUUCUGGCAUUAUAAGACUGCAGAAAUCGUCUCCAUCUUCUUUUUACUCCUUCCCCUCCCGCUGCUCAUAUUCUUCCUGGGUGGGACCCUCAGAGCUCUGUCUGCCUCCAUCUCGGUCCCAUCUGAUGAAAAACGACGAAUAGUAGGAAUGUUGGUCCUGGUGCUGCUGAUUUACAUGCUGCUGUUCCUGCCCACUGUCAUUUUGUAUUUGGCAAAGGGACUCUCAAUUUACGAUACUCUCAACAGCCUGUUUCCUGUCUUUCUUAGGUUGAGCCCUCUUGCAGACUUGGUUCUGUAUAUUUUCAUGAAGAAAGGAACCAUAGACAAGCUCUUGGCCUCUGUGUGUUGUUGCCGAAUGGACAGCAAUGAAACCAGCAGUUCAGCAGUAUAA
Molecule: messenger RNA, 858 nt
Organism: Epinephelus lanceolatus (giant grouper)
Lineage: Eukaryota; Metazoa; Chordata; Actinopteri; Perciformes; Serranidae
Product: G-protein coupled receptor 4-like
Biological process (GO): positive regulation of Rho protein signal transduction; phospholipase C-activating G protein-coupled receptor signaling pathway
Cellular component (GO): plasma membrane
Molecular function (GO): G protein-coupled receptor activity
Source: RefSeq, a predicted model, not a curated record